GACUAGAUCACGUGCUGCGAGUUUCCAUCGGCAAAUGGCGGCUUACAAACAUGAGCCUCUCCACAUGUUUGUAAAAUUACUAAUUUCCAUUAAAUGUUUGCAGUAUUCUUUACCAUAGUAGUGAUUGAGUAUUAGUUCACGUUAAAUUUCAAUCAUUUUCCAUCACCUUACAACAUGUCAAACGAAAAUAACCGCGAAAACAUGGACAGCCAACAACCGGAAAACACAACGACUUUACCCACCCAGAAAAGUGAAAAUCCAGGAAUUAACAGAGAAAAUCAGGAUCCAAAUGUUUGUGAAGCAAAUGCCACUGAAAAGGUCCCCCAACCGAACACCAGUGAGGUGAACGAAGGCGUAGCAAUAAAAACUGGCGAAUCGGAGUCACUUAAUAGCCUUUUAGUGUAUGAUAGUGAUUCCAGUUCAUCCUCGGAAAUGGAGAAACUUAACCUCAAUUGGCAGGUUAGGGAAGGUUCCGGAGACUCCUCGACGUCAUCUUCGUCGUCUUCGUCUUCAUCGAGCGAAGACGACGAUGACGAUGACGAUGAUAGUGAUUCAACUAGUGAAGACGAGGAGGAAACAAGCCCCACGGAAUCUGAUCCGUCCCAAAAUCGAGGAGCCAUUCGAAAGAAUAACGCCGUUCAAAAAACAGAUGGGGACUUAUCGAUAGAACAGUUACCGCCUGUUCCUGACCUGUCAAAGCUCAACAUUAGUGUUGAGGAUGAGAACUUUGUGCACAUGGGCAAUGUAUUAGGAAUUGUGGAUAAACUAGUUACAGUAGCAGCCAUACCAAACACUCCAGCAUACGACUUAGAUACUUUACUAUUCCUCGAUAAUGGCAAAAGGCCUCUUGGGUUCGUUUUUGAUGUUUUGGGACAAGUAACAUCUCCCAUCUACGCUGUCCGAUUUAAUUCAACGGAUGACAUAAAAAAUCUACAAAUCCAAAUUGGAAUGAAAGUAUAUUCCGCACCUACAAGCAAACACACACAAUACGUUUUCCUUCAGCAAUUGCUCAAAAUGAAAGGUAGCGACGCGUCGUGGUUUGGGGACAAUGAAGUCCCCUCAGAAUUCGCCGAUUAUUCCGACGAUGAAAAUGAGUGUUUUCAUCGUUUCGGUAAUAAGAAGCUUACCCCUCAUGUUAAACGAACACACAGUAGCGACAGUCAUAAGAAAUUCGAAAGUACCAUGAAUCGUAGAAACCUGCUUAAUACGAAAUUCAACAAGUACAUGGAUUCUUAUAAGCAGGCUCGCUUGAACAAAGCAAAGUCGAAGAGAGCCCAAGCCCCUCACAUUAAUUCGUCUGUACCGGUGUUCGAUCCGUCGGUACCUCCACCCAACCUGGCUCAUCAUAUGACGUUUUAUCAUCAGGCCGGAACUGGCUUGCAGAUGUUUCCAGCUGAGUACGCCGGAAUGGUCUAUAAUCCUGGAAGUGGCAGUGAGAACAAUAAUACUGGGAUGAGUCAGGGUUUCACGCCGAAUUUUUUUAUGAACAAUUUCGUUGCCAACUUGAGUCAAACCAAUUCUGCCAAUUACUUCACAAACCACGCCGGGAAUAACCACCCAGGACCGUCGCACGAAUAGGGCUACUUGUUCUUUAAGUUUCCAUGUAAAUUCAUGCCAUGUACAAGACUGUUGUUGUUUUAUCAUUAUAAUGAACGUUAAUAUCUUAGAAUGUUCAGUCAGUUUAUGUGGGUUUUAAAUUUGGUUUAUGUUCAUCAUCGGUUUUGCGUUGUUUUAGUCUCAGUUUUUCAAAGUUUUCCAUUUACGAGAAUAUUUGUUUAUUAUUAUUUUUUAAUAAACUUUUAAAAGUAA
This is a messenger RNA of Zophobas morio, 1809 nucleotides long. RefSeq names its product H/ACA ribonucleoprotein complex non-core subunit NAF1. The transcript is spliced from 4 exons. Gene Ontology annotation, molecular function: RNA binding. The record is from RefSeq and is a predicted model, not a curated record. Gene Ontology annotation, biological process: box H/ACA snoRNP assembly; pseudouridine synthesis; ribosome biogenesis. Lineage: Eukaryota; Metazoa; Arthropoda; Insecta; Coleoptera; Tenebrionidae. The coding region runs from base 175 to 1578 and encodes 467 amino acids. Gene Ontology annotation, cellular component: sno(s)RNA-containing ribonucleoprotein complex.